Molecule: messenger RNA, 2301 nt
Organism: Fusarium keratoplasticum
Lineage: Eukaryota; Fungi; Ascomycota; Sordariomycetes; Hypocreales; Nectriaceae
Exons: 6
Coding region: 1-2301 (766 amino acids)
Source: RefSeq, a predicted model, not a curated record
AUGCUUCUGAGUACUGUCACAUUGGCCCUCCUGGCUCUAGCAGGCGGCACACUCGGCCAGACCAACCCAACAUGCCCGCUCCUUGGCCCUGUCUUUCCUCCCGUUCAAAAAGGCCUGGCAAAGUCUGCAGCCGUGAAGAGUGCAGUUGCAAGACUGACAGACGAGUUGAACGAGGUUGUCAAAAAAGGAACUGAUACCACCUUGUACGUCCAGGCCUUUUCGGGGACAGACAAGAUCUUCGGCUAUGGGUACGCCCCGCCAAGCACAUCUGGCUCGUUGACAUCGGGAACUCUGGAUGAAAACACCGUGUUCCGUAUCGGGAGCGUCUCGAAACUCAUCACUGUCUACGCGCUGUUGGCUGAAGUUGGCAUGGAACGGCUCAACGACCCUGUCACCAGAUGGGUUCCUGAACUGGCCAGGGCCAUGAAUCAUCGAGACGGCCCGGUUAAGAGCCCACGAUGGAGUGAGAUGACUAUCGGCCAACUCGCUAGCCAUAUGUCAGGAAUAGAACGGAACUUUGGACUUUUUGACGUUGGCCUCUUGGUUAAGGCCUCGGGCGCGAAUCCUGAGGAACUCGGUUUGCCAGCUCUCAAGGUCCAAGAUCUACCAAGUUGCGAUCUCUCAGUUGGCCACAAGGCUUGUACUCGAAAAGAAUUCUUUCAAGGCAUCACCGACAGAAAUGCUUUGGCGUUGACAUCGACCUCCAACACGCCCAUCUAUUCCAACGCGGCAUUCCAGAUCCUGGGAUAUGCCCUGGAGGCCAUGACCAAUAAGACAUUUGAACAAUCUCUCCAUUCAUCGCUGCUUGAGCCGCUGGGGCUGGACCGCACAUCCUUGGAGGCGCCAAAGAACAGGAGCAAUGCCAUAAUUCCCGGCAACGAGACCACCUCGUGGUGGGAUAUGACUUUGGCCGGCGCAAGCCCUUACGGUGGCAUGUUCUCGACGGCAGCCGACCUGACAACCCUUGGACAAACCAUCCUUCGCUCAUCCAUCCUCCCUGCCAACGAGACUCGGGCCUGGCUCAAACCUCUCUCGCAUACCUCGGAGCUGCAAAUGUCCAUCGGAAUGCCGUGGGAGAUCCGACGAGUACUGCUGCCCACCUCUCUCAAGUCCAACAAGACUCGCGUCGUCGACCUCUACACGAAAAAUGGCAUGCUGGGACUCUACAGUGCCUUUUUUGUUCUUUCGCCCGAUCACGACUUUGGCUUUGUCAUUUUGCUUGCCAGCGAAUCUUCGGGCCUUGACAUGUGGCCUGUUCUUCCUAGCCUCAUGACCGACACGCUGCUCCCUGCCGUCGAGGAGGCCACAAGGGAAGAGGCCAAAAGAAGAUUCGCAGGCUCGUACCAGAGCGCAAGCGGAAAAUUGGAGGUCGGAGUCGACAGGGACCUCCCAGGCCUGUCAGUCCGGAGCUGGACCAGAGGCAAAGUCGAUGUUCUGAAGACGUUCGAGAUGGCUUUCGGUAUGGGAUUCGGCGGGCUCCGACUCUACCCCUCAGGGCUGGAAGGAAACGGUAAGAUCAGAUUCAGAGGCGUUUAUGAAAACGAGAGGGAGGUGUCUAUGCCGGGUAGCGUCGAUCCCUGGGCUGAUCUUUGCAUGUCAUGGGGCGGCGUGGAUGCUCUCAAGUACGGCGGCAUUGGCAUUGACGACUUUGAGUUUGAGUUGGAUGGAGGCGGCAAAGCAACUGGGAUCAGGCCUAGGAUUCUCUUCCGGACACUUCUCUCCGUGCUCGAUGAGACGCUGCAGAAUGUCGACACGGCUGGAAGCCCUUCCGAUCUGUUUAUGGUAUCGCCACUGGGCCAGGCCCCCUUCCACAACGGCGGCUCGUUCCGGUACCUCUUCCAGCGCUGCAUCCGUACGCUGUCGGGCUCCAAGCUCAUCGGCGUCGGAGGGCCGGGCGCAAGGCAGGUGAACCGCAUCGCCGAAAAUAACGACGGCCAGACACUGCAGCACAUAUUCAGCGGCGGCAAUAUAUACAUCGUGUGCUCGCAGGGAACACCUACGCAGACCUUCUUGCUCAAAAGCCUAGGCAUCCGCGCCGAGAAUGUACUGACCGGCAGCGACUGGCCCUUUACCGGCAAGGAUGACGUCGCGCCGACGCUUAACGAGAUGUACGGGCCGGAGAAAAGCGGCAUGUACACGCCGCAGGAAGUCGAGAUGAUCCGCAUAGGCAGCGCCCUGAGGUUAACGCUGAGACUGAAGGCAGAGUACGUCAAGAAGGGUGGAUCAAGGAGCAGCAGAGAAAGGCAAGAUAAGGAGGGAGCCGUGUUCUCGCUUCCGACGCAGAAGUCUCUGGGUAUAUAA